This is a messenger RNA of Vombatus ursinus (common wombat), 468 nucleotides long. RefSeq names its product keratin-associated protein 8-1. The transcript has a single exon. The record is from RefSeq and is a predicted model, not a curated record. Bases 32 to 223 code for a protein of 63 amino acids. Lineage: Eukaryota; Metazoa; Chordata; Mammalia; Diprotodontia; Vombatidae.
UCACUUAGCUGUACCUUCAACUCUUGACAAAAUGCACUGCAGUCUUUACCCUGGAUCUGUCAACCCAGGUUGCUACUGGGGUAGUUACGGCUACCCCUUGGGCUACAGUGUUGGCUGUGGCUAUGGCAGCACCUAUUCACCAGUAGGCUAUGGCCUUGGCUAUGGAUAUGGUGGUUGUGGACCAUAUGGCUACAGAAGAUGUUGGCCAUUUGGACUGUACUGAUUGGCUUAAACAACUGAGACUUACCAAGUCUGCAUCUGCUCACCAUCUCUGACAUUGCUGUUCUUCUGAUUUAGUACCAGUUUACUGUAGAAAGAGCCUGCAAUCCUAGAAGAUUAAUAUGUUGGGCCAACUUUACACCAAGCUGAAUGAACUGGAUGUGAUUCAUUUGAACAUCUAUGGAAUGUCAGCACUUUAUCUUACAGUUCUCAUGAAUUUUUCAUUACUUUGAUCUUUUCUGUCUUCUC